AUGUGCUCUCCUGCCAGUCCCAAAAUCCUAUACAGGAACCCCCGGUUCCUCAGGUUAGCUUUUCUGCAGCUUCAUAACCAGCAGCAGAGUGGUGUGUUCUGUGAUGUCCUUCUGCAGGCAGAAGGUGAGGCAGUUCCAGCUCACUGCUGCAUCCUGUCGGCUUGUAGCCCCUUCUUCACAGAGCGCCUGAAGCGGGAGAGACCAGCUCAGGAUCAGAAGGUGGUGCUGGAGCUGGGUGGCCUGAAGAUCAGGACACUUAGGAAGCUGGUGGACUUCCUGUAUACCUCAAAAAUGGAAGUAUCUCAAGAAGAAGCCCAGGAUGUGCUAUCUGCUGCCCGUCAGCUCCGUGUGUCUGAGCUGGAAUCCCUUCAGCUAGAGGGUGGAAAGUUAGUGAAGGCCCCACAGGGCCGAAGACUCAACCGAGAAUGCUUACAACCAACAAGUGCUGCACCCAUCUCAGCCAGAGUGGUGACACCCAGCCACCACCCUCACACCGCACUGCCUGCUACUCAGACUCUUUGUCCUCUUGGGGCAGUAAGAUUGAAGUCUUUGGGGAAGGAAGAGGAGCCCCAGGAGAACAACCGACAGAAUUCAGACAAUUUGUCUGACACUCUUCUGCUCAAGAGGAAGGCCAGAGCCUGCCCAACUCUGCAAGAAGAAAGCUCUUCAUCAUCAAGCCACAGUCAAGGGCCUAGAGAAUGCAAAAAUGUCACUGCCCUUAAUCCUACAGUGCUCUCCCCAUCCAGCUUGUACCCCUCUGUGGACAAACACCUGUUGCCCAGAAAGAUCAGGCUAAGUCGCUCAAAGCCAUCGCCUGAUAUCUGUACAUCAAAGCCUUCCAGCAUUUUAAGUGGAUCUAGCUCAGUGCCUGCAACCCCUGGCCGGCGUCUUUGGCGGCAGAGAAGUAUAAGUAAAGAAGCACCAGAGAACAAGCCAAAACCAGGGAGAGCUAGUCCUCUAAAGAGCAUCCCAAGUCCAUCCGGUCUUGGAAAGACAGGUGGGAGCAAGAAGCAUAGCCCUGAUGUCAGGGCACCUAAUGCAGAGUCUGCAGAGGAAGGGCAGGUUGGGAGAGUUAAACUUAGGAAGAUUGUCAAUGGAACUUGCUGGGAAGUGGUGCAAGAGCCUCCCCUCAAAAACUCUCAAAAUAGUCCCCAGAUCCCAGAUCCCGGAGGAGACUUCCAAGAGCCUUCAGGAACUCAGCCAUCCUCUGGUAAUGAGCAGGAAAUGUCAUCUACUAGAACAGAACUGUGUCAGGACUCCCCCAUAUGCUCUAGGAUACAAGACAUUCUGGUCUCUGCUAGUGAGUCCCCAGAUCACCCAGUGGUGAAGUCAGAGUUUGGAUCCAGUCCAGAACUGGUUAAGAAGGAACCUGUGUUGGCUAUUGACUGCAGAGAGCCCUAUACAUUUGACACAGGCCUGCUGGAGCAGCCCUGUGAGGCUGAGGAGUACCGAAUCACAAGUGCUGCUGCCACCAGUGAGCUGGAGGAGAUCCUGGACUUCAUGCUCUGUGACUCAGACAUUGAACCACCUGGAGAGUCUCUGGAGAGUCCCAGGGCUGAGGGCUGCAGAACCCCUACCUACCAUCUGACAGAAACAGGAAAGAACUGGAUUGAAGGGGAAGAAUGGUGUUUACCAGAUAUGGAACUCUGGUCCAAGGAGCUCACAGAAUUGGAAAAGGAACCUACUGGUGAGAACAAAGAGCCAACUGAGCUCCUUAGCCCCCUUGUCAUGCCCUCUGAGGUGAGUGGAGAGGUGCUUUCAGUAGGAGGCCCUUGGACACCAGACCUUGAAAUUACUAGCUCCCAGCCACUGGAUGGUCAAGAAGACAAACUUAACCAUGUCAGCUCCCUUGACCCUCCCGAGAGGUCUUAUGGGGACCUCUCACCUCCCUGCUCAAACUGGGUGGAGACUGGACUGGAAGUCUCCCUGACUACAGAUGAGUUAUUGUACCCUUCUCCCAAGGCAGGCAAAGAGGUAUCCGGUCACUCUAAACUACUAGGCUCACUUCCUGCCAGCUCUGAAGAGGAAGAGAUUGAUGUGGUGGACUGGACAGCAGAGGGGAAGCUGGUACCCACUAGUGUUCCCUCUGUAUGGCCUGACCCUUCCUCAGAGUCAGAAACAGAGGUAGAUAUACUAACAUAGUGGAGGGGAAGGGGGAGGGGACAGGUUAGGAGCCCUGGGAGGGUGGGAAGGGUUAGCUAGCAAAACACUGACUGGCAGAGAAGCUGGCAUAUGCCUUGUCCUCUUGGCAUAAGAGGCAGAUGUACCCCUUGCUCUUUGUAGGUCCCUUCUUCCCCUCCCUAAGCCUAGUGAGCCAGGGAGAAGCCAAGGGUACAGUAGAUAGAAAACGAUGAAUUUGAACCUUAUUAUUUCUUUGUAAUCUGUUUUCCAGUUAGUGACAAC
Molecule: messenger RNA, 2403 nt
Organism: Sapajus apella (tufted capuchin)
Lineage: Eukaryota; Metazoa; Chordata; Mammalia; Primates; Cebidae
Gene: BTBD18
Product: BTB domain containing 18
Exons: 2
Coding region: 1-2142 (713 amino acids)
Biological process (GO): positive regulation of transcription elongation by RNA polymerase II
Molecular function (GO): protein binding
Source: RefSeq, a predicted model, not a curated record